Messenger RNA from Coturnix japonica (Japanese quail), 3855 nucleotides. Lineage: Eukaryota; Metazoa; Chordata; Aves; Galliformes; Phasianidae. The record is from RefSeq and is a predicted model, not a curated record.
GGGGCGAGCAGCGCUGCGCGGUCCGCGUGAGCCCUCGGGGCAGCGGGGGCCGCGCAUCCACAGCACCGCGUUAAGGCGCUGAGACCCGUUCAGCGACUAUACUUUCUCUCUGCUGUUUAAUGGCUCCUCCUGUUACCCCGAUACAUCAAUACGGUUCUGCGCGCUGUAUGGCCGCUAGUCGUUAAGGUAAGAAUGGAGAGGCGAGGCGCAGUCCGUAGCACACCCCGCGCACUGUACAGUACAGUAAAUAGGGACCUCUCCGCGCGGAGCCGCACCGCUGCCAACGGCCAUGUUGGUCGGCCCUUUCCCCUGAUUUCUUCCUUUCUCCCCCUCUCCCCCCCCUUCUUCUUCUUCUUCUUCUUCUUUUUUUUUUUUUUUUUCCUUUUGCAAGCCCAGAGACCAAAAUAAUCGUGCUAGGAACAGUCAUAACAGGCAGAAUUUCAAAGUGCGAGGAAGAUGAUAAGAAUAGAUUUCUACAAGUCCUGACCACGUGAUUCGCGAAAUAAUUAAUUCAGCACGUCCCUUAAGAAACACGGAGUCGUCAUUAAUCUGCCAAGCAAAGGACUCUAUCAGACUUGAAAACUGAAGAGAUCCCAAGAAUAUAAUAUACAAAGGGCGCAGCCCCUCUCUCCGCACACCUAGCUCCGUGUGAGCUGCCGAAUAAACAGCCGCCCGGUCCGCGCCCAAGGACUAUCCAAAGGAACCUGAAGAACCUACACACACAAUUAAGGUCAAAAUUCAAGAAAAAACAAAAGUGUGGUGGCUCCCGCGGCGGCGAGUGGCCCGGGCCGACGACGUGAGGCGCGGGGCGGCGGUCAAUGAUCUUUGAGCAGGGGCCGCGGGCCUUGGCGAUCGCAGAGAGCAAGAUGCAGAAAACCGCCUACUACGACAACGCGGGGCUCUUCGGGGGCUACACGUACGGCAAGGCCGACGCCUACCCCUAUGGCGCGGCCCAGCAGCCCUACGGUGCGGCCGGCCUGGACGGCGAGUACCCUGGCUCCGCUUGCUCCGUGCAAGGUUCUGCGCCCGGCCGCGGCCCGGCCCCCAAGGGCCCCGAGCUGGGCGGCAGCUGCAUGCGAACGGCCGGGGGCGGCCCUGGGGGCAGCCAGCCCCCCGGCAUCGGCGAGCAGCAGCCCCCGGCUCUGCCGCCGUCCUCCCCGCCCAAUCCCUCCAGCGCGCCCCCCCCGAAAAAAGCCAAGGGGGGGCCCAACGCCUCCGGCUCGGCCUCCGCCACCCUCAGCAAGCAGAUAUUCCCCUGGAUGAAAGAAUCGAGGCAGAACUCCAAGCAGAAAAGCACCUGCCCCCCCUCAGGAGAGAGCUGCGAGGACAAGAGCCCCCCCGGGCCGGCCUCCAAGCGGGUGCGCACCGCCUACACCAGCGCGCAGCUGGUGGAGCUGGAGAAGGAAUUCCACUUCAACCGCUACCUGUGCCGGCCGCGCCGGGUGGAGAUGGCCAAUCUGCUGAACCUGACCGAGAGGCAGAUCAAGAUCUGGUUCCAGAACCGCCGCAUGAAGUACAAAAAGGACCAGAAAGCCAAAGGCAUCAUGCACUCCCCCGCGGGCCAGUCCCCGGAGCGCAGCCCCCCGCUGAGCGGCGCGGCCCACGCCGGCUAUUCGGGGCAGCUGCCCGCCGUCGGCGGCCUGGGCUACGACGCGCCGUCGCCCACGCCGUUCGCCAAGGCGCAGCAGAGCAUGUACGGGCUGGCCGCCUACACGGCGCCGCUGGGCGGCUGCCUGCCGCAGCAGAAGCGCUACGCGGGCGCGGAGUACGAGCCGCACCCCCUGCAGAGCGGCGGCGGCUUCGGCAACCCCGGCCUGCAGGGCAGCCCCGUCUACGUCGGGGGCAACUUCGUGGACUCCAUGCCCGCCUCGGGGCCCGUCUUCAACUUGGGCCACUUGCAGCACCCCUCCUCCGCCAGCGUGGACUACAGCUGCGCCGCGCAGAUCCCCGGCGGCCACCACCACGGACCUUGCGACCCCCACCCCACCUACACGGACCUCUCCUCGCACCACGCGUCUCAGGGACGGCUGCAGGAGGCCCCCAAGCUCACGCACCUGUAGCGGCCGAGCGGCGGCGGCGAGCGGAGCGGGCUCGCCUCUAUUACCUCACUCCUCCGACGGGACGGGGCCGACGGGGCGGGUGCGUGCCCCCCGGGCCGCCCCUUUGCUGCUCCGAGCUGCUCGGAGCACGGCAGUGCAAUACACCGCGACCCGGGGACUGGUAGCUGGUAGCGGUGUGCCCGAGGUAAGUCGUAGGGAUCACGUAGAGGUAGCAGCGCGUCGCGCUGAGGUGUAUUAGAGCAGCUGUGAGCGCCCAGCUUAUUUCCGACGAGUUAAUUUAUGAAUUCCUCCGUAACGUAAGGAUCGCAUCGGACUAAACGAUACCUAUUUAUUAUUUGAAAGCGAGACAUUUUUGUAUCACUGAUUAUUUAUCCUCGUCUUAAUGUAUUUAUGUGGCUAUUGGUAGAGUUUCUUCGCCGACACUCGGGAGCCCGACGCAGGGCCGCCCCGCCCGUCAGCACGCCCGGCCCGAGCCGUUGGGAGCGUAGUGGUGAGCAGUCGUAACCGUGGCUGGUGUUCGUAGUUUGUGUAAGGAUUAAUUAAGACAGCGAGUCGUAAGUCAUUAAUAGGGUGAAACAAACCGCGGCGUCACGCGAGGAGCCGUUACACUUCACGAAGAAAGAAGAAAAGGGAAUUAUUUCUCGGGUAUUUAUUUCGCAGGGCCGGCCCCGCGGUGGGUGCAGAGCCGGCCCUGCCCGCGGAGCCUCGCACCUAUUUAUUGACCGGGUACAAGCGCACACCUUUCGGUGGGCUAUUUACUUUUUCUAUUUUAUUUUUGUUUUUUAAUUGCAUUCUGGCUAUCUGAAAUAGGAAAGAAAUUAGAAGCUUAGCGGAAAAAAAAGAGAAAAAAAAAAAGAAAAAAAGAAAAAAAAGAAAAAAACCCCACACCCUCUGAUAGCGCUAAUUUCAUUAGGGUCUCCAUAGCAAUCCGUGCAGCAGCUGCCGCCUCCUUUGUUAUUUAUACUGUUGUCUUUAUACUAACCAUAAAUCAAUUUUGUAGACAUCUUUGGAAGCCCGAGCUUUUCCUCAUGUUUUUUAUCAUAAGAAAAUAAACUUUGAAAGAAAAUUGACAAUCAGAAACGUGCAGCCGGGUCCGGGGCUCCUGACCAGGAUGGUCUCGGCUGCCUCUGCCAUGGAAUGCAUGGGGAGAAUGGGAAAAAUAUAAGGAAGGAGGGAAAAUAAAAGAAAGGAGAAAAGGGAAAGAUGCUCUGAAACCUCGAGUGUCCUUCUCUUUAGCUACACAGCUGUGCUGAACCCCUCACUGGGCUCGCAGAGAUACUCCUGUUUAAAGCACUGAGGUCUCCCCCGACGGCACACUUCGCCCUGAGAUUCUGCCAUAUCUAGCACUACAAGCGCCGAGUUAAGGAUUAGCCAAAUCUUUGCAUUCCUCACAAAGCUCUCUGAUGCUCACUUUGCAGUUUACAAACACUGCGGCUCCCUCUGCAUCCUCUAAGACAGGACCUGGAUGGAAUUCCCAUUGUGAGAAACGCGUUCAUUCCUCCAGCUCUGGCCAACGCAGCCACGUUUUCCUUUCUUUCUUCUCUUCCUCCCUUCUUUCCUCUCCCCGCUCUCCUCCCCACCUUCUGGUGUUGGUGUUUGGCUGGACAGCAAUGGUACAAAAUGUUCCUUGGGGUUUUAUUUUGCCCUCUGUGCGAUUUGAGCGAUGUCGUGCCGCGUUGAGAAGUGUAUCUUUUGUUAAAUUUCACUUUGACCCAAUCAGAUUUGGAUAUAUGUGUUGUAGAUCUGUAAACAAACCGGAACAGAAUAAACUACUUUGAUUGGAGACAUAUUUUAA